AUGGCUGAUUCAUGCAUUUUCUGUAAGAUUGCACAAAAACAAAUUCCAUCAACUAUCGUUUAUGAAGAUGAUGACGUUUUUGCUUUUAAAGAUAUUAACCCAAUUGCUCCUGUUCAUAUUCUUGUUAUUCCUAAACAACACAUUUCUUCUUUAAAUGAAAUCACUGAACAAGAUGAGGCUUUUAUUGGUAAAAUUUUGUAUAAAGUCUCUUUAAUUGGAAAGAAAGAAUGCCCUGAAGGUUAUCGUGUAAUUAAUAAUAUCGGUGAAUAUGCUGGUCAAACUGUUAAACACAUUCAUUUCCAUAUUCUUGGAGGAAAAAAACUUGCUUGGGAUAAAUUAUAA
This is a messenger RNA of Entamoeba dispar SAW760, 342 nucleotides long. RefSeq names its product histidine triad (hit) protein, putative. The record is from RefSeq and is a predicted model, not a curated record. Bases 1 to 342 code for a protein of 113 amino acids. NCBI's taxonomy places the organism in Eukaryota, Evosea, Mastigamoebida, Endamoebidae. Gene Ontology annotation, cellular component: cytoplasm. The transcript has a single exon. Gene Ontology annotation, molecular function: hydrolase activity.